This is a messenger RNA of Endocarpon pusillum Z07020, 285 nucleotides long. RefSeq lists its product as uncharacterized. NCBI's taxonomy places the organism in Eukaryota, Fungi, Ascomycota, Eurotiomycetes, Verrucariales, Verrucariaceae. The record is from RefSeq and is a predicted model, not a curated record. The coding region runs from base 1 to 285 and encodes 94 amino acids. The transcript has 4 exons.
AUGAGUACAGCUCGACUUGUACGAUUCCAGCCUAUGCGCUUCUAUGGCGCGCGGCCGCAGAUCCGCACACUCCAUGCGUCGAGGGGCCUCUCAAGACAGAAGGUUGAUGAACACAGUGCCCACACGAUAUCCCAGAGGCUCCGCACACUCAAGAAGAUUCCGCCAGAGCUCCUUCCGCUAGGUGUGGUCAUUGGCUUUGCCCUUUCCGCCGCUGUGUUCGCCAUGGGCAAGAAGCUGUUCACAGACAAGACUCUCCGCUUGCAUAAGUCCGAGAAGAAGCACUAA